This is a messenger RNA of Amphibalanus amphitrite, 4378 nucleotides long. RefSeq lists its product as uncharacterized. The coding region runs from base 169 to 3639 and encodes 1156 amino acids. Gene Ontology annotation, biological process: DNA integration. The record is from RefSeq and is a predicted model, not a curated record. The transcript has 2 exons. Lineage: Eukaryota; Metazoa; Arthropoda; Thecostraca; Balanomorpha; Balanidae. Gene Ontology annotation, molecular function: nucleic acid binding.
CUGCCGCCUCUGUAUGUCCUGGACCACAUCCCUGUGACGUCUGAAGACAUUCCAUCCGAAGAAGAUGUGAGUAAAUGGAAAUACCUGCAAGAUGCUGGAGUAUUUCUGGAGACACUAUCAGGUGACCAAGAGAUUGGCCUCCUGAUAGGAGGUAACGCGGCCAGUGUGAUGGAGCCUGUGGAAGUGUGUCCGAGCCGAGAUGGUGGUCCCUAUGCUGUGAGAACGAGGUAUGGUUGGGUGCUGAGUGGUGUCGGGAAGUUCACCAAGUCAGUCAGCAUCAACCGCAUCAAGAUCGUGGACGCACUGGGCCCAGAAGAGCUGUUCGAGGACCGAGCCGACACAAGAAGAGGUCUGUCGGUUGAAGAUGUAAGAUGGUGCACACAGAUGGAGACAGGCUGCAGACGAAGAGAAGGGAGAUACGAGAUCAAGCUGCCCUUCAGGGAGAGCAAGCCGCUUCUUGACAACAACCGUCAAGUUGCUCUCAAGAGGCUCAAUCUUCUGAAGAGGGCCUUUGAGAAGGACCCGAAGUACGCUGAAGAGUACAAGGCUGUGAUGGCAGACCUGCUGGAGAAGGGGUAUGCGGAAGAGGCCCCAGACAACGAUAAACCAGCAUGCAAGUGGUACAUCCCGCACUUCGGAGUUCGGCAUCCGCAGAAAGAGAAGGUUCGGGUUGUGUUUGACUGCGCGAGCAAGUUCAACGGCGUGUCUCUCAAUGACACUCUCUUGCAGGGACCUGACCUGACUAACCCACUGAUUGACGUGCUCAUCCGUUUCCGUGAACAGCCGUACGCCUUCACGGGGGACAUCGAGGCCAUGUUCAUGCAGGUGUUGGUCCCCGAACAUCAACGAGACUACCUGCGGUUCCUGUGGUGGCCACGAGGAGAUGUCACCUGCACGCCCAGGGAAUAUCGCAAUACAAGACAUCUCUUCGGUGCUACGUCUUCACCGAGCUGCGCCAACCUGGCGCUGCACAGGACAGCUGAGGAGUUCGGUCAGAAGAUGGAGGAGGCCAGAGACACCGUGAGACGGAACUUCUAUGUGGAUGACGUCCUGAAGUCUGUGGGAAGCGAAGGAGCCGCGGUCAAACUGGUCGGAGACCUCAAGGCGCUCUGCGCCGAGGGCGGCUUCAAGCUUACCAAGAUCAGCAGUAACAGUGUCGGAGUCCUGAGAUCUGUGCCCAGAGAAGAGAGGACAAAGAAAGUGAAAGAGCUCACGCCGGGGACAGACGCUCUUCCAGUGGAACGCGCCCUGGGAGUACUGUGGGACACUAACUCCGACAUGUUCAGCUUCCAGGUAGACGUCAGCAAGUUGACGAAGAAGCCGAAGACGAAGAGGGGGAUGUUGUCGGCUACGGCGUCCUGCUACGACCCGCUGGGACUGGUGACUCCAUGCAUCGUGAGAGCGAGGAUCUUGCUCCAAGACCUGUUUCGGCUGAAAGUGGGCUGGGAUGAGGAAGUGCCCAAAGCUACGAGAGAAUCCUGGGAGCGAUGGCUGCGAGACCUGCCGCAGUUGUCUCACUGUUUCUUCCCCAGGUGCGUUACGGCGGGAAGACUGGACGGGACGGUGGAGCUGCACCACUUCGCGGACGCGAGCGAGAGAGCCUAUGGCGCCGUCUCCUAUCUGCGUACCGUGACGCCGGAAGGACGCGCUCACUGCGCUCUGCUCGCCAGCAAAGCUCGACUGGCCCCCGUGAAAGCGCUCACGAUCCCCCGACUCGAGUUGGCUGCUGCCAAGCUGGCGGUUGAGGCAGGACAAGAGCUGGUCCGCGCACUGGACACCCGAGUUGAACAGAACUACUGGACUGACAGUACGACAGUACUGAAGUACAUCCGCAACACCAGGACACGGUUUCAUGUAUUCGUUUCGAAUCGGCUCGCGGCUAUUCAUGACGGGUCGAGCGUCGAACAGUGGAGGUUUGUGCCCACAGGUCAGAACCCGGCGGAUCUGGUCUCCCGGGGAGUGGACGCCCAAACGCUGAUGGGCAGUAGCCUCUGGAGAGCCGGUCCUCAGUUCCUGAAGGGGCCGCCGGAGACGUGGCCGAGCGACCCAGAAGCUGGAGAAGGAGUCUCCGAGCACGAUCCGGAGGUGAAGACAUCUACAUGCCUGAGCAGCGUCGAGGGCAAUGCCGACGCCGUCAGGCCGAUGAAGAGGCUAGUCAACCACUACUCGACUUGGAGACGGCUGACCAGGGCGGUGGCAUGGAUCCGCCGUGUGUUGCGGAUGCUGAGGGACAAGAAACGUGGCGGCAUCAUGUCGUCGCCGGCCGAGCUCAGCGUACAGGAGAUUGCAGACGCUGAGAAACUCAUCAUCUUGUCGGAGCAGGAAGCGAGCUUCCCGCAGGAGAUGAAGGACCUGAGAGCGGGCAAGGAAGUACGUCUGUCGAGCCCGCUCGCACGCCUGGAUCCCGGCCUCCAGGAUGGCGUGCUGAGAGCUCGGGGUCGCCUGAGGAACUCCGCGCUGUGCGAGACUGCCAAGUGCCCAGCGAUCCUUCCGAAGAAGGGGCGCGUCAUUGAUAUGCUGAUCGAGGACUUUCAUCGCAGAGCCGGCCACGAAGGAAGACAGCACGUCAUGGCUGACAUCAGUAGGUCUUACUGGGUGCUGGGAGCUAACUCGGCCGUCAGGCGCGUGUUGAGCCGCUGCCUGAGCUGCCGCCGAAGGCAGAGACCGCCGGAGACUCAAAAGAUGGCCGACCUUCCGGAGGAUCGGGUUCGUGAAGGCGAGAAACCGUUCACCAGGACCGGUGUCGACUUUUUCGGCAACUUCUACGUCAAGAGGGGCAGGUCUCACGUCAAGAAGUAUGGCGUAAUCUUCACGUGCCUCGCAACGCGAGCGGUGCACAUAGAGGUGGCGGAAAGCUUGUCAACUGACUCGUUCCUGUGCGCACUGCGCAGGUUUGUCGCUCGCCGAGGCGACGUACGCACCUUGCGCUCUGACCGCGGUACAAAUUUCACGGGCGCAGACCGAGAGCUCCGAAACGAAGUCGACAAGCUGCAGAACGACAACAACCGGAUCCAGAAAGUUGCCCUGGACAUGAAGAUCGACUGGAGGUUUAACCCGCCGCACGCAUCGCACUUCGGCGGAGCCUGGGAAAGGCAGAUUCGCACUAUCCGCAAGAUCCUGAACGCCAUCCUGACCGAACAAUCCAUGACAGACGAGACGCUUCACACACUCCUGUGUGAGGUCGAAUGUAUAAUUAACAACCGGCCUCUGACGCCGGUCAGUGCUGACCCCAGAGACGAGACUCCGCUCACACCUAACCACAUCCUGCACCUCAAGUGUGUAACGCUUCCCAGCAGCAGCGCUACUACAGACUGCGACCUAGUCGGUCGCCGCCAAUGGAGACGAGCCGCCUACUUGGCGGAGCAAUUCUGGCGCCGUUGGCGCAGGGAGUACCUGCCGUUGCUGCAGACGAGAGCAGGACGAUCUACAAGAAGCACGACGAACAUGAAGCCAGGGGACAUCGUGCUCAUGGUGGACGACGCCGUUCCUCGCGGAACCUGGCCGCUCGGACGCGUAGAGGCGGCGCCGGCGGCCGCGGACGGACGAGUUCGCACCGUGUGGGUCCGCGUCCGCGGCACGACUUAUGCGCGACCCAUCACCAAGGUGGUGAAGAUUAUCGGCGCUACCGAGGCCGAGUGAAGAAGGAAAGUUUAAGUUUGUUUUGACGGCGAAGUCAAAAAGGGGCGGGUGUUAGUGCGCCUGUGAGCCGCGCGCCUGUGUGCGCGUGACGGAGGAGUCAUGCGUCUGCAGCGACACCUGCGCCUUACGGUCUGCGCGGUGCGGAGGAGUUUCCCAGACAGCCGCGAGAUGGAGCAGCCUGCCCCUUCCUGAGCCGUUCCCGUCCCCCCACGCUGGCUUCGCGCGGUAGCUUUAUUGGCCGUGUCUCAGACGGCGCGAACAGCUGAUCGAUACUUUUGCCCAUCUCUGUCGCGGGCGGUACUUGUUCGUUGCGUACGAUAUAUGUGUUAUCUUUUUGUGUUGUGUUUCGCGGGAUGAGUUUAUACGGGGAUAUUUUUCUGUUAUUCCGCAUGUUAUUUGUUUUACGGAUGAGUAUGGCAUGUUCAUGUGUUAAUGUUUAUGUCCGCGUGUCUGCAGUACUUGCGGGUUCCCGUGACUGGCGGGCUCUAAGUCAGCCGCCAUACUCAGUCUUUUUCAUGGUGUACUCCGUCGAGAAUGGAGGCAUAGCGCCUGAGUGGACGAAAUCGUUGAAACCGCUAGAUGCAUCGUUAUUAUACCAUGCCUACCUGCGCUAGUGCCAGUUUGAGUUGCCACGCUGCUUCAUAUGCUGCACCUACGCAUCAGUAUUCGCUAGUCGACCGCAUCGUGACGAAUACAAGCAACGCUCUGGCUACGGUGUUCUGCGCGUAACAACGCUCGU